AUGCAGCAUAAACCGCCCUUCCGGCUCCGGCGAGCCAUCUACGCCAACGAUGCCCUGCUCGUCAAGCGCAUGCUCAAAUCCCACCCGAACCUCAUCCACAACCCAGACGCCUCCUCCGAGGGCCUGUCAAAUUCGAACCUGCAUCUCGCUGCCUCCUUGGGCUAUCGCGACGUCUGCCAGGUCCUGAUCGAAGCCGGCCACGAGAAACCCUGCCCCGCGCUCAACGAGCUCAACCAGAGCGCCCUCCUGCUCGCCGCCAAAGCUGGCCACACCGAAGUCGUCCAUCUGAUAUGCGAAAACGAUAGCUCCUGCAUACUCCGCCGAGAUAACAAGGGCCGUGACCCCAUCAUGGAGGCCAGCGCUGGCGGCCACGACACCGUUCUCCAGCUCCUCCUCACAUAUGUGCCCGGCGGCGCAGCCGAGGCCGUCCAUCGAGCAGACAUCGAGGGGAACACCGCACUGCACCUUGCAAGCGGGAACGGGAACCUGCUCGUCUUGCGCACGCUGCUGGCGGCGGGCGCGGACGUUGAGCGGCGCAACGUGUGGAAUUGGACUCCGGCGGCGUACAGUGCCACUGUCCAGGCCGAGGUCUACCUCAAGGGCCUCGUGGGCGAAGUUGCGAGGCUGAAGCAAUCUGGAAAGGACGCCUCCGGUAUCACUGCUCCAGUGGGUAGCUCCAAGUCUGGGGCUAUGACUGGCAACAUGGACUCAAUCAAGAUGACUGGCGGGGUGCGGGUCGUCGCCGACGACAGUGACGAUGAUGAAUAA
Molecule: messenger RNA, 768 nt
Organism: Clonostachys rhizophaga
Lineage: Eukaryota; Fungi; Ascomycota; Sordariomycetes; Hypocreales; Bionectriaceae
Source: the annotation of a GenBank genome assembly